GGGGUUUUAGGGGUUUCUUCUUUCUCUUUUAUAUCAAAUAACUAAGCUCAAUAGAUUAAUUAAGGAUGAUGUUAAGGAAAUUUGGAACAUUAAUUUUUGUCCUAAGUUUCACCUUUCUUGUUUCAGGAAAGGAGGUCUCCAUCAAGGCAACAAGUGAAAGCCUUUCAACAAAGAAGGAGAAAUGCACCUAUUUUGUGACAAUAGAGACAACAUGUACAAAAGGUGCAGAAACCUCAAACCAUGUAAGCCUAAGGUUUGGUGAUGAAAAUUCCAAUGACAUUUUAGUGCAUCAUUUGAAUUCCAAGCAUGUUAGAAGGGUUGAUCCAUUAGAGCCACAAGUUCUUGAUGACAUCCCAAGAAAACCAUUUCAAGCUUGCAUGAUGGAUCAAUUCCAAGUCACUGGUCAAUGUGUUAAAUCACCAAUUUGCUAUCUCUAUCUUAAAUUGGCUGGAAAUGAUGAUUGGCGUCCUGGUUUUGCUCAAGUUCAAGUCCUAGAAGGACCUCAUUUUAGCUCAAAUGCGUUCUAUUUUCGACGAUAUUUGCCGCGUCGCGUGUGGCACGGGUCGGACCUUUGUGACACACAGGUCACGCCUUUUGGGUUGAAACGCAAGAGAAAUCUAUUUGGAAGGAAAGCUCCGUAAAACACAAUAAUUUGGUUGGCUGUAUAAAUUAACUUUCACUAAUAUAUUUAAUGAAAGCCUCAUAUCUUAGUAGC
Messenger RNA from Capsicum annuum, 715 nucleotides. Its product is annotated as embryo-specific protein ATS3A. Bases 66 to 641 code for a protein of 191 amino acids. The transcript has 2 exons. Lineage: Eukaryota; Viridiplantae; Streptophyta; Magnoliopsida; Solanales; Solanaceae. The record is from RefSeq and is a predicted model, not a curated record. Gene Ontology annotation, molecular function: protein binding.